AGUAGUAGGGAUCGCCAAACGUCUUGCCGCUUCCCGCCUGAGGAAAACAACUUGAAGGACCAACACGAACUUUGCUUUGACUUAGAUUACUGUGCAUUGCAGCGAUACGAGAAUAAUACGUCACUACGCGUUUCUUUUACCUUCCCAACGCCGUUUCAGCACCUCGAUUACUGUUGGGCCCCACCUUGAGCGAAAACACACUGAGCUGUUGUUUGGCUGUCGGUUUCUGGACGCUGUUUUAGCCAGCUGAACCAACAAUUGUCCCGGUCAGCCAGCAUCUGUUGUACCCCAACUACUGCCGACCUCUUGCGUAUCAAACAACAUUUCUGUGGUUAUUUUGCGUCAUGGACAACGUUCAACACGGUGUCUCCGAAUCGACACCGCUUCUACAGCCCAACCUCAACUACGACGCCCCAAACAGGAGUCUUCCUAAGCUAAGCAAAGGCGAUGAGUGGCGGACGGCAUGGCAGCAUCACUUCUCCCAGUGGUCAGCCCUGUACGUCUGCAGCCUUUUGAUCCUCCUCGUCGACGUCCCUAACUUCCUGAGCGAAGUGCCAAAGCUGCGUAUGCUUGAGUUGGGUCUUUGCCGCGAUUACUACGCUGCAACUGACCCAAGCGUCAUCGGCCGCGACGGCUCUGUUCCCGAGCAUCUUUGCAAGGUCCACGAGAUUCAAAGCGCUCUUGCUAAGAUGAGAGGCAUUUUCGGUAUGAUUGAGGGUAUCCCUGGUCUCAUACUCGCUAUCCCAUAUGGCGUCCUGGCCGAUAGUAAGGGCCGCAGGUUGGUCACGGGCCUUAGUCUACUAGGCUUUGUACUCAGAGACAUCUGGGCUUUUACUGCACUAUUCUUUCAUCGAGUGUUUCCUGUCCGUGCUGUCUAUGCUGCGCCGGCUUUCUUGGUCCUCGGAGGAGGGUCUACUGUUAUCAGCCCCAUGAUCAUGGCCAUCAUUGCUGCUGCAAUCCCGGAAGAGUCACGAACAAGGGCUUUUUUCUGGGUGCAGGUUGUACUUCUCAUUACUGAGCUGAUUGCGCCACCACUCGGUGCAGUUCUCAUGAAUACAUUAGGACCGCAUUUUGCUUUCCUCACGGCCGUGCCACUUGAAGCUCUGGCCUUUGUGGUGCUCGGCUUUAUCCCCAACACAAGGGCAUCUGUUAGUGUCCUUAGCAACGACAUGGAGACUACGGAGGCAGAUCAAAGCCAAUCACAUAGCAGUCAAUGCGAAGAAGCAACAUCUGAUCCAGUUUCGUUCAAGGAAAGGGCCCUGCAGACUCUAUCACAUAUCUCACAUAAUAUCCAACACGGUGUUCAUACUUUGGGCAGUCAUAAAAGUCUGCUGGUAGGCCUUCUAGCACUGGUUGUUGCAAAGAUGGCUCGACCGAUGCUAGAACUGAUCUUGCAAUACAUGUCUGUGAGAUUUGGAUGGCCGUUGGCCAAGACAGCUUUCCUGCUCUCGAUCCAAGCCGCGGGUCAGAUUUUGCUUUUUGCUGUAGUCCUACCGCAAGUCAAUAUCUGGCUCAUCAGGAGAAUGAAGACAUCUUCAGCUGCAAAUCUCGCACUGGCUCGAGUGUCGAUUCUCCUCCUCGCUGUUGGUUCACUCUGCAUGGGUCUCGCUGCUGCUGUUCCAGCGUUUGUAAUUGCGUUUCUUGGAUAUACGCUUGGAAAUGGCUUUUCAUCCGCCUUGCGAUCUCUCCUGACAACCAUGGUACAUGGAGAUCAUCUAUCACUAUUAUUCACUGCAAUCGCCGUGUUUGAAGGUAUCUCGACCAUUGGCGCGUCACCACUCCUUGGGCUGUCAUUCUCUGUCGGCUUGGACAUUGGAGGUAUUGCUGUGAGCCUGCCGUUCUUUGUUGCUUCGGUUCUCUAUGCCCUUGCUGCAGCGCUGCUUGUUAGUGGCAUGUCCACAGAGUCUUGCUCGUCCGAAGCCUAGCGUUGAAUUUGGUGUCGAUCCUCAACAGGGUGCUAGCAUGCAUUCUGCACAACCAUUUGAAACGUGAAUUGUUAGGCCUACAAUAGAGUGAUAUCCUAGGAAUAUAUGUCAAGUCAAAAUAAAAAAGCAAUCAGGUAGUUCCGAGUCAACCUCAGCAAAAACAAUGCCACUUGCCCCGUACUGGAAUCGAACCA
Fusarium verticillioides 7600 is the source of this 2119-nucleotide messenger RNA. RefSeq lists its product as hypothetical. Gene Ontology annotation, biological process: transmembrane transport. The transcript is spliced from 4 exons. Bases 345 to 1925 code for a protein of 526 amino acids. Gene Ontology annotation, molecular function: transmembrane transporter activity. Gene Ontology annotation, cellular component: membrane. Lineage: Eukaryota; Fungi; Ascomycota; Sordariomycetes; Hypocreales; Nectriaceae. The record is from RefSeq and is a predicted model, not a curated record.